Lithohypha guttulata is the source of this 1656-nucleotide messenger RNA. RefSeq lists its product as uncharacterized. The record is from RefSeq and is a predicted model, not a curated record. Gene Ontology annotation, molecular function: aspartic-type endopeptidase activity. The transcript is spliced from 2 exons. Gene Ontology annotation, biological process: proteolysis. Bases 1 to 1656 code for a protein of 551 amino acids. Lineage: Eukaryota; Fungi; Ascomycota; Eurotiomycetes; Chaetothyriales; Trichomeriaceae. Gene Ontology annotation, cellular component: fungal-type vacuole.
AUGUUCAGCCGACUCGUUGACGAGUUCGCUGCAUUGACUGAUCUGUGGGCUGUACAAGAUGGUUGCACCAAAUUUCACACCAUCACGUCCUUGUCAUGCACACGAGCAAUGCAGGUCAACAUUCGUGAGCUGCUCUCUUUGAGCCUCUUCCUGAUUCCAUUGCUUGCAAGUCCCAUCGAGGUCGGAUCUAGCUUCGCUGAAAGCGCAGGACUCGACGACUCCACUGCCGUAAAGAUCAUCUCUCUGCGUCGCAGCAAGCAUGACCUCCAGCAUUCGUCUCGAGCCCUUCGCAACGUGAAGCGAGCUCAGGGCCCAGUCUCUCUCAAUUCCUCCAGGCUUACGGACUCGGAAAGCCGGAUCUAUCAGAAGGGCUAUGCUAUACUUCGCGCGACGGCCGCUACAUUUCUUGCUCCCAUCUCGAUUGGUGGACAGUCUUUUCUCCAUGUCCUUGAUACCGGCAGCGCAGAUACGUGGGUUGCAUCUUCGUCCUUUGAGUGCCUCGAUGUGAUCACCCGGAAACGCAUCCCUCGGGAGCGUUGUUACUUCGGCCCAACCUAUACCCCUGACAGCAACUUCCGAUCGAUCGAAGAUCAGAAUUCCAAUAUCACAUACGGCGAUGGAGAGUUCCUGAUCGGCACAUUCGGCACAGUUGACGUGACCCUCGCCGGCAUCACAGUCUCCCAGCAACAAAUCUCGCUAGCAGAAGAAGCAGGGUGGCAAGGAGACGGGAUAACAAGCGGUAUCAUUGGACUGGCUUUCCCUGCUUUAACGGCUGCAUACGUCGGCACCAACCCCACUCUUGGUGUGUACUGCCGACCUGGUGGCCAGGGCAAGAAUUGUAAUCAGAUCAUCUAUCCGAGUCUGAUCGACAACAUGUUCUUCAAGCAGCAAUUGACGAAGCCCGUUUUCGCGCUGGCACUAAGUCGUGAUGAGAAUGGAAGUGGCUUUGGAGGGUUCCUGACUAUUGGUGGUAUUCCACAGCCUGAUCUGGUUGGCGUGACUGAUCUUCGAUUUGCUACGACUGAGAUUGACGUACUGUCUGGGGAUGAUCAGUUCAGGUACUACUUGAUGAGCAUUGAGGGUCUGGUGAUGCUACCUGCAGGCUCUUUGAUACCCGACGGCAAUACCCUGACACGUCGCGGCCGUUCAGGCAGAGGACGUGGCAAGAAUAACAGAAAACCCAGCAGGAAGCCCAAAGGCAAUGACAACAAUAACACUACCAUACCCAUCACUAAUACCACCUCACCAACCAUGAUCUCAAACCGCAUCGUCCCCGGCAGCGCAAACGGCGCAUACAUCCUCGACUCCGGCAAAACCCUCUCCUUCAUCCCCAACUUCCUAGCGCAGCGCUACAACUCCCUCUUCGAUCCACCCACCUUCAUCGAUCCCUCCUCUGGCUUCUACGUUGUGACUUGCGACGCCGUCGCGCCACCAUUAGGAGUACAGAUUGACGGAAUAGUGUUCUGGCAUAAUCCGAAGGAUCUGGUUAAGCGGUUUGACGUCAGUGGACGGUAUUGUAUUAGUGGGAUACAAAGUGCUGGGGCUUUGGGAGGGGUUAAUAUUUUGGGAGAUGUGUUCUUGAAUAAUGUGCUUGCGGUAUUUGAUUUGGGGGAGAAGGUUAUUAGUUUCGCGGCGAGGAGGGAGUACGUGUCUUGA